Molecule: messenger RNA, 3939 nt
Organism: Ornithodoros turicata
Lineage: Eukaryota; Metazoa; Arthropoda; Arachnida; Ixodida; Argasidae
Gene: Klc
Product: kinesin light chain-like
Exons: 12
Coding region: 351-2288 (645 amino acids)
Biological process (GO): microtubule-based movement
Cellular component (GO): kinesin complex; cytoplasm
Molecular function (GO): kinesin binding
Source: RefSeq, a predicted model, not a curated record
GUCAUCAGCAUUCCGCCAUUUUUCCUAUGUGGUUAAGUUUUCUUUUUUGGUCCAUGAACUGGCCGUAAUGCCAGCCGGUUCACAGCAGAGCUGAAUGAAAUUCGACGCCUGAGUUCCUCACCACUGUGGCAAAACAGCAGUGCACAACGUUCGUCGAAUGUGAAGGCCUACAUACUCGGGAAAGCUAGUCGGCUGGUCCUCCUGCGCCGAGACUCUGUCACUUGCAGGGUGGUACCGACUUUUAGGCUUAUUUCUUGUGCAUCACUGUAUUUUUUCGAAGCGUGAAACGAGAUCUAGCACUUCCAAAACACUACUACAAAGCCAGGAAAAAAAUUGAGACCAUCGGCAAGAUGACCGCCAUGUCGCAGGAAGACAUUGUCAGCAACACCAAAACUGUUAUCCAGGGCUUGGAAGCUUUACGUAAUGAACACAAUGCCAUUCUUUCUGGGCUGCUUAGCUCUGUUCAAGCAGUCCAGCAGCAGCAAGAUCAGAAUGACCAACAGAGUAGCAAAGGUGGUCUUGUUGUUGAAGAGAAGGCAAACAUUGUGCACAAGUCCUUAGAGGCUCUCGAGCUGGGUCUUGGCGAAGCGCAGGUCAUGGUGGCACUUGCCUCACAUUUGCAGGCAGUUGAGGCUGAGAAGCAGAAGCUGCGGGCUCAAGUGCGGCGCCUUUGCCAGGAAAAUGCGUGGCUCCGAGACGAACUGGCCAAUACGCAGCAGAAGCUGCAGGCAUCCGAACAGACAGUUGCACAGCUUGAAGAAGACAACAAGCAGCUCAGCUUUAUGAAUUCUCUCAAGAAGUAUGAUGAUUUAUCAGCAUCAUCUACAUCGAUGACGUCGUCCACUAUUGGUGUUGAUGACGGCUCUAAAAGCAGUCUCGGUGGAGGUGACAAGAGGAGUGAAGGAAGCUCUGCAGAGCCACCUCUAGAUUUAGGCUUCCCGGAUGAUGAGGAAGGCCCCCAAGAUGCGCUUUCCCCCAACCCUAACCCCGGGGCUGCUGCAGCUGCGGCCGCAGGUGCCGGAGGAUACGAGAUUCCUGCGCGGCUGCGGACGUUGCACAAUCUAGUGAUCCAGUACGCGUCGCAGGGUCGCUACGAAGUGGCCGUGCCGCUGUGCAAGCAAGCACUCGAGGACCUGGAGAAAACUAGCGGACACGACCAUCCUGACGUCGCCACCAUGCUCAAUAUUCUCGCCCUUGUCUAUAGGGACCAGAACAAGUACAAGGAGGCGGCAAAUCUACUGAAUGAUGCCCUGGAGAUCCGUGAGAAGACGUUGGGAGAGAGUCACCCGGCCGUGGCGGCCACCCUCAACAAUCUGGCCGUCCUCUACGGAAAGCGGGGCAAAUACAGAGAUGCCGAGCCCCUCUGCAAGCGGGCCCUCGAUAUCCGCGAGCGAGUGCUUGGAAGGGACCAUCCUGACGUUGCCAAGCAGCUCAACAAUCUUGCGCUCCUCUGCCAAAACCAGGGGAAAUACGAAGAGGUUGAACGGUACUAUCAGCGGGCUUUAGAUAUCUAUGAAAGGACACUGGGGCCAGACGAUCCUAAUGUGGCGAAGACCAAAAACAACCUUGCCUCUGCCUACCUCAAGCAGGGAAAAUACAAGGAGGCUGAAGUGCUGUACAAGCAGGUGCUGACACGUGCUCAUGAACGUGAGUUUGGCAGCAUUGGUGGUGAGAACAAACCCAUCUGGCAAUUGGCUGAGGAGAGAGAAGAGAAUAAGAACAGGCAGAGGGAGAACGCUCCCUAUGGGGAGUACGGUGGGUGGCACAAGGCUGCAAAGGUGGACAGUCCCACAGUAGCCACUACACUCAAGAACCUUGGUGCCCUGUAUCGACGGCAGGGCAAAUACGAGGCGGCCGAAACGCUUGAAGACUGUGCUCUCAGGGCGAGGAAAGAGGCCUUGGAACAGCGCCACGGCAAGUCUAUCCAGUAUUUGGAUUUUACCAUGAAGGACAAGCGGGGAAAAUCAGGGUCACGGAGGGGCUCGCGGGAGUCCCUCGACAGUGUAGCCUACGAGACGCAGCACGCCGCAGACGAAAGUGGGCGUUUGAAGCGUAGCAGCUCGCUUGGGAAACUGCGGGCCACCAUUCGGCGGGGAAGCGCCAAGCUGGUUCAGAAGCUCAAGGGACAGGACUUGGUACCAGGUGACAGCGACCUAGCUGCCAGAAUGAAACGUGCUAGUUCCAUGUCUACCCUCAGCUCCAAUAAUCAGGCCAAGAGUAACCUGCUGAACAUGAGACCCUGCACGACAAGCUCGGAUCAGCUGCGGACAACAAAGGAAGGCCUCUAAAAAUGGACAGCAACACAAACAACAGACACGACACUUUGUAAUUUUCAACACACAAUGACACACACACUCCUUUGGUCACAUUCUCGGCUGUAGCAUAUUGCACAGACCAAAAAUUGAGAUCCAGUGUUAGGCCCAUAAUGUCAAACCGGGUGUGUACUUACCAGAAUUAAUGGCACGUGCAAGCUGUUCCAAUUAUGUUGCAAACACAAACAAAGGAUACACAAAGAGCAGCAUCCCGUGAGCAACCUUGAAACGCUCCUCAGCGUGUUAGCAUGACUAUGUUUGGCCUCAGAAUGGUACUUUAUGCCGAGUGCUAUUUAUUUGAUUGUUGUUUUAGUGUUUAACCUGACAUGAAAGUUGAAUGUGCAGCUUGUCACAGCUUUGUUGUCAGAUGUAUCACCUGUGUUCUUUCUAAAGCGAAGCACGCUAAUCAUUUUAAAGGAGUAGAGAAACGACCUUCCAAAGUCCUCAGUAAUGCACUCGUAAAGUGUGGGGAUUUGUCUCCUAAACACACUUAAUGGCAUCCUGUGCUAAUGCACAGAGGAUAUGACACACCGAAAGUCUGAGAAGUCUGACAAGGAGGCCCUGUCGCUCUCUGAGGCACACCUCUUGUAUUUCCAUGGUAACCAGUUGCAGCUCUUUGCGCAUUCAGUGCCACGUCCAAUAUUUGUCGGUGAAACUACGUUUUUGUAAAUCUUAAAGUAGCCAUCCUGAGAGUCCACUGGAGGAAUGUAAGAUCUUGCAGACACAAACUUUGAACCACAAUCCAAAAUGGAGUGUGUUAAAUAUGAUUACUUGCUGGUCGUUUCUCAACUCCUUUAUGCAAGUGUUGUGAACGGGAAAAAUCGUAAGAUAUCAACCAUUGCCAUCAACUUAUCAGACGGAUGAAAAUCAGACUUUGAAAUGCUGCGAAGACCAGUGUGGCCUGUAUAAAUAACAUUCCUUCACCUUUGUAUAUUUUUCUUUUAUUUAUUUUUUAGUGCAUUGGAAUGUUUGGUAUUUAAUAACCAUGCGGGUACUUCUGCAUUAGCAGUUACUUUCGAGCUCCACUACAGUCGUUCAACAGCUGCAUUGCAUCAACUCCCUUAACGAAGGACUGCGACAACACACAUUUUUUUCCCAGAAAAUGUAGCUGUGUUGAAGCUCUCUAUUGCGCCCAUGAUGGAUUGUCAGGAAGGGCCUCGUAUGAAAGGAAAUAAUUACGACAUAAUGUAUUUCACAUGCUCUAGGAUACACGUGCUUCAUGGGUAUUCCAUACAGUCCACCAUGAUGCGAGGUUAAUGUUUUCUGGUCUCUGUGGCACCUUUUUGCAGGUUUGUUUGCAGCAUUUGCAGAAUAAAGAGAUGACUUCACUGACGUUGCUACAUGUUCAUUGUGAAACAUGCUGUAGCAAGCAGAGCUUGGCAGCAUGCUUUUGCACUGAAUUUUAUCUUCAAUAGCGGCUAUUUUACAUCGGGUUACUUUUCAAGCCUGCAGUUGUUACAUCAGUUAUCAACAAUUGUGUACAUUUUCAUUUUGCAUCAAUGCUGCUGUGGGGUUUGAGAUUGCUUUAUUUAUGACUGUGACAGUACUGAAUUAUAAAUAAAUGCUUGCCAUUUUCUUUGGAUUACUGUUGACAUGCUUCAGUGAAAAUAAAGUGUUUCUGCAUAUA